Molecule: messenger RNA, 902 nt
Organism: Candoia aspera
Lineage: Eukaryota; Metazoa; Chordata; Lepidosauria; Squamata; Candoiidae
Gene: OVOL2
Product: ovo like zinc finger 2
Exons: 4
Coding region: 135-902 (255 amino acids)
Biological process (GO): regulation of transcription by RNA polymerase II; epidermal cell differentiation
Cellular component (GO): nucleus
Molecular function (GO): DNA-binding transcription factor activity, RNA polymerase II-specific; RNA polymerase II cis-regulatory region sequence-specific DNA binding
Source: RefSeq, a predicted model, not a curated record
GGGUGGGGGUGGAGGGGGCCUCCGGUUUCUUACUUUUGGGGGAGAAGCAACGGAGUAAUUCUCCCGAGCGCAGGUAGAAGAUUAAAAACGCGCCUCACCUAGAGCGUAAGCAAGGUGAGGUCUUAGUGCUCACCAUGCCCCGCGUUUUCCUUGUGAAGAGAAGAAUCCCGCUGCCUGCCAGUCGCAGCUGGGACGAGCUGCCAGACGAAGAGCGAGCGGACACCUACGUCCCAGGAGAGAUAAAAUGUGUACUCCUGAACUAUCGUAGUGAAGACAGCUGUAGCGUGGAGAGCUGUAGCAGCAGGGAUGCAGAGACUGCCAAUAACUCAGCCCCUGAGUCCAUAGCAGAAGAAAAACUUCUGGACUUGACAUUGACUCAUCGUACAGUCAGAUCGAAAAUCAAGUUCACCACUGGCACCUGUGAUGAUCCCUUAAUGCACAAUUGUGGAUUGUGCGGCAAAGGAUUUCGCUUGCAACGUAUGCUCAACCGUCAUAUAAAGUGUCAUAGUGAAGUGAAGAGACAUUUGUGCACUUUCUGUGGGAAAGGCUUCAAUGACACCUUUGAUCUGAAAAGACAUGUAAGGACACAUACAGGAAUUCGCCCAUACAAAUGCGAGAUCUGCAACAAAGCCUUUACUCAACGCUGUUCUCUGGAAUCACACCUUAAAAAAAUCCAUGGGGUACAGCAACAAUAUGCUUACAAGCAACGGAGAGAUAAACUGUAUGUUUGUGAAGAUUGUGGUUACACAGGCCCAACCCAAGAGGACUUGUAUGUGCAUAUCAGUAAUGUUCAUCCUGGAAGUGCUUUUCUGCAGAAAACUUCAAAAAAGCUGAUAGCUGUUUUACAAAACAAAGUGACAUCUCCAAUAGAUAUAACCCCUAGAAAAAAUGAGGAUCUGUAA